CCGAUCUCACCACGAGUUGCACUACGCCACCGCAGCCGCGGUGCAUGCCGGUAACUAGAGUUCUCGGCCGCGACUGCAUCGUUGCGGCUGCAUUGGUGCUGCAUCCGAGAGCUGUUUAUUGAGGUCUCAUGCGUUGUAUAGAUUCACCGCAAUGGGUGGAUUCACGUGUUGCGUGCCAGGAUGCUACAAGAACAGCCUGAAGCACAAGGGCACCAGUUUUCAUGUGUUCCCGAAGGAUACGAAGCUCCGACAGAAAUGGGUGCGACAAAUAAACAGAGUCGGACAGCGCGGCAAGUUCUCACAGUUCGUCCCUACUACUGGCCACAAAGUUUGUGGCGACCAUUUUGAAGGAGGCAGAAAAUCAUACAUGGUUCGGGUGCCUACAAUCUUCCCCCUGAAACAGAAGACUGUCAAGAGCCGUCCGUUGAUACGAAUGAAGCCUGGUGAUGCAACUCACUCGCAACAGCCAGAUUCCCCUGCACCCUCACACGAGGCCAGCUGUGACGAUGGCCUUACUAACAGCACUGGAGAAGAGCCAGUAGAAGUUCAGCAGGACUUAUUUGCGGAACACUCCUAUGCAUAUGAUAAAGGAGACGAACGUGAAGUUGUCAACAGGCUGAAGGACUCAGUCACACAGCUUGAAGAAAAGCUGGAAGAGGCAAAUGCCACAAUUGCAGCACUCAGGCAGCAGCUAGAAGACAGUAAAAAAAGCAAUGGUGAAACAAUGAAAUUCUGCAACACGUUACAACAGAAAAACAGGUGCCUAAAAUUGGAGUUAUCGUGCACUUAUAAUCAACUGAAAGAGGCUCGUAACAGAAAGGAAAACGAGUUUAAUUAUGAUGCUCUCGUGAAAGACGAGAAAAGGCUCAAGUACUACACUGGUUUCAAGACGCAAAUGUUGCUGGAAACUUUCUGGUCCUUACUGGAAGAAGAUGUCAACAGUCUUCAAUUUUGGAAAAUGAAGGAAACGACGAAUCAAGACAGGAAGUUCGUGCUCGAUAUGAAGACUCAGUCGAUUUUGGUACUGAUGCGUCUUCGGCUGGGCCUCGACGGUGAAGAUCUUGCGUACAGGUAA
This is a messenger RNA of Dermacentor silvarum, 1075 nucleotides long. RefSeq names its product THAP domain-containing protein 11-like. The transcript is spliced from 3 exons. Gene Ontology annotation, molecular function: RNA polymerase II cis-regulatory region sequence-specific DNA binding. Bases 152 to 1075 code for a protein of 307 amino acids. The record is from RefSeq and is a predicted model, not a curated record. Gene Ontology annotation, cellular component: nucleoplasm. NCBI's taxonomy places the organism in Eukaryota, Metazoa, Arthropoda, Arachnida, Ixodida, Ixodidae. Gene Ontology annotation, biological process: regulation of transcription by RNA polymerase II.